This is a messenger RNA of Hippocampus zosterae (dwarf seahorse), 1922 nucleotides long. RefSeq names its product forkhead box protein F2-like. Gene Ontology annotation, molecular function: DNA-binding transcription factor activity, RNA polymerase II-specific; RNA polymerase II cis-regulatory region sequence-specific DNA binding. Bases 406 to 1563 code for a protein of 385 amino acids. Gene Ontology annotation, biological process: regulation of transcription by RNA polymerase II; animal organ morphogenesis. Gene Ontology annotation, cellular component: nucleus. The transcript has 2 exons. Lineage: Eukaryota; Metazoa; Chordata; Actinopteri; Syngnathiformes; Syngnathidae. The record is from RefSeq and is a predicted model, not a curated record.
UCGGCGUUUCGUCCACUUGAGCGAUUGUCGAGGCGCUCGAUGGCCACCCGGCGCGCCACGCCGCCCCACUUAGCUCCACUGUGACACCCCUGCGGAGGGAGCCCCCCCCCCCCCCGUGUCCACUUGAAAGCCGCGCGGGGACAAUCGGAGGCUCCCCCACCACCCCGCCUCUCUCGCUCUUCCUCUUCCUCUCCACUGGCCGCACGUAGCCGCCGCGCGUCAAGUACUUGCGUAACCGGACCCAAGACAGAUUUCUUUCCAUUUUGAGGCGAGCGGGAAAGGCCGCCGGUGGCGCGACGCUCCCUGGCGAGGACCACAUCUCCUCUGACUUCUUUUUUUUUUUUUCUGUCCCCACCGCAACCUCGCGGGGGCCUCCUUCGGGCAGCCGGCGCGUCCGAGGCUGACAUGACGACCGAGAGCCCUCAGCAGCUGCCGCGGGAUCCUCCGCCUCCUCCGAGAUCCAGUCCGCCGUCGGGCGUCCCGCAUCCCGCCAUGCCUUGUCCGCAAGCCGCCGCGGAGAGCGCGUCGGUCGCGCUCAAGGGAAAGAAGAGCAGCUCCGGCCUGAGGCGGCCGGAGAAGCCGCCGUAUUCGUACAUCGCUCUCAUCGUCAUGGCCAUCCAAAGCUCGCCCACCAAGCGGCUGACCCUGAGCGAAAUCUAUCAGUUCCUGCAGGCCCGCUUCCCGUUCUUCAGGGGCUCCUACCAGGGAUGGAAAAACUCGGUGCGGCACAAUCUGUCGCUGAACGAGUGCUUCAUCAAGCUGCCCAAGGGGCUGGGCAGGCCGGGCAAAGGCCACUACUGGACCAUCGACCCCGGCAGCGAGUUCAUGUUCGAGGAGGGCUCGUUCCGCCGUCGGCCCAGAGGCUUCAGGAGAAAGUGUCAAGCCCUGAAACCCAUGUACCGGAUGAUGAACGGCAUCGGGUUCGGCGCGUCCAUUCUGCCGCAGAGCUUUGACUUCCAGGCGCCGUCGGCGCCGCUCGCCUGCCACGGCAACGGCUACAACUUGGACGCCGUGAGCAAUUCGGUGGGCGCGGGCUACGACGGCCAUCACGUCCCGCACAUGUCCCCGAGCCCGGGCUCCACUUACAUGGCCACUUGCCCGGUGCCGUCCGGCGGCGACUACGGCCCGGACGGCAGCGGCAGCCCGCUGCCGUCCUCCCCGGCCGCGGCGAGCGCCCUGGACGGCCACUCCCCGUACGCGAGCGCGUCCGCGCACUGGGCCGCUUCGGGCGGGCCGCCUUACAUCAAACAGCAGCCGUUCACUUCCGGCAGCCCCGCGUCGUCUUCGCUGCACUCCGGCAUGGCGUCCUACUCCCUGGAGCAGACCUACAUCCACCCCAACGCCAGGGAGAGCCACGCGAGCGACAUAUCAGUGGGGAUUCCGCGCUAUCAGAGCCACUGCGACCGGAAAGAUUUUGUGUUCAACUUGAACGGCAUCUCGUCCUUCCACCCGACAGCCGGCACUUCCUACUACCACCACCAUCAUCAUCAUCACCACCAUCCUCCUCAUCCUCAUCCUCAUCCUCAGAGCGUGUGUCAGGACAUCAAACCGUGCGUCAUGUGACCGUCGCGUCGUCCCCAAAAGGACUCGCUUUGGAUCGGAUGGAGAGUUCGGCGCGCGCGCGUGCAUCGGGACGGCGACAUUCACGAGCUGCCUCUGUGCGCAUUGAAGGAAAACGGAGGAAGGAAGAAACCUUCGAUGCCUAAAAAAAACAACAACAAAUAAAAAAAACUUUCGUGGCCUAAAAAAAAAGCACCACGCGCCUCUUCGUGAUACCGCUCAACAUUUUCUCAAUAUAGUAAAUCUAUUUUAUCCUGCACACGGACGCUGUAUUACGAACUGCGACAAAAAUUGCACUUAUUGUAUCGCCAUUGUCCAAAGUCGUCUCUUGUAAGACGUUUCAAUAAAGCUGUUACAUUGGA